CCGUAGAUCCACCUCGCCGGUUUCGUGUGCGUUUGACGUCAGCGAGUUGUGAUUAUUUAGUUUGUUAUUUUACUGCGCGGUUAUCUCCCGCUCGAUACCAAUGAUAACACAUCAAGCGAUAUUGUAUAUUUCAGUUUCCCGGAAUGUAAUUCAAUUGCUGGCAAUUAUCUCUUGUGCUUUGGACAUUUUUCUGAUUGGCAGUGCAGAGAUAUGUGAUUGACAGUGUUUGCUUCGAAACAAUUGCUCCGAUAUUUAUUUCUUUCCUUUGCAACUACGCAUUUUACUUUUCUAGAUCUAGGUCGUUUCAAAGUAUACUUUGAUCAAUAAAAGAAACAUUGUCUGCCAAGAUGACGGCAGGCACCAGCUUAGUGGUGCCCAUAGUGCUGUGGGGACGCAUAGCGCCAACCCAUUGUAUUUCCUGCGUCUACUUGUCUCGGGAUCAAAAGACACUGGUGACAGGAUGUUACGACGGGCAGAUAUGUCUGUGGCAGGUGGAUCCGGAGACCUUAAAGAUGACUCCGAGAUGCUUGCUGGUUGGACAUACCGCCCCGAUAAUGUGUCUCAGCCGAGCCAGCGUCGUGAUGGAGCAGAAUUUCAUCGUCAGCAGCAGCGAGAGCGGGGAGAUGUGCACCUGGGAUCUAGUCGAUGGAAAGUGUCGCGAAACGGUGAAGCUUAACAGCGUCCACACGCAAAUGUUGCCCUACGUUUCUGCGGGUGGAGAGGACGUCAGACUGUUUUGCUCUGGAUACUAUCCCGAGGUUUUGGUGAUGGACCCGUUCAGCUUGGAAGUGCUGUUCACCCUAAGCUCCCGCGUCAAUCCAGACUGGAUUAGCGCCUUGCACGUUUUGCGGCCGGCCAAACGGAAAGGUCGGUUCUACGUGCAUACAAACGACGUCGUGCUGGCUCUGACGACGACGGGCACGGUGAAGGUGUGGACGCUUUUGGGACACGAGAAUCGUAACAGCGAGCCUCUGUACGAGCACGAGAGCAAACAGAUCCGCUGCUUGAACGCGCUCGCGAUGACUUGCUGCCCCUACAAUCAGAGAACAGUGCUGAUUGUAUGCUCCAAGUAUUGGCAGAUAUUUGAUGCCGGCGAUUUCUCGGUUCUCUGCUCCAUCACGGCCCCACGUGGCGAGCGUUGGAUGGCAGGCGAUUUCUUGUCCGCUGAUAGGGUCAUCCUGUGGAGCGACGAAGGUCACGGAUAUUUAUAUAAACUUCCAGCGAAGAUUCUGGUACAACUUGACAGCAAGCUGAAGGGCAAGGCUCUCAGCAGUAGCGUUGCGGAUAACAAGAACUUUCACACCGCCGGUGCGGAGUACGAUCAGCCAUAUCUGUACUGCACAUUAACGCAACCUGGAGAUAAGCCUCUUUCCUGUCCGCCGGCUAUGCGACUGGUCACCGUACAGCGUCAGAACAAGACCCUAAAGUAUCUGUUACGCGGGGACAGCGAGGGCGUCGUUAUUCUCUGGACAGUGCCAGACGUGACGACGCAGGAGCUCGCUCAGAUCUGUCAGAACGACGGGUCGUCACCACCGGGAUUGUCGCCGACCGUGAAGACGAGUCUCACCGCUGCCUGGGACGCGAUGAAGCCGCCUCCUGUAGGGAUACUCGAUCAGUUGGACACCGGCGAUGGCCACGGCAUUAAGCUCACCGCUUGCAUAUAUUUGCCGCAACAGAGUCGACUAGUCGUCGGUCGUGAGGAUGGUAGCAUUAUCAUCGUGCCGGCGACACAAACCGUAAUGCUUCAACUACUCCACGGCAAUCAUCAGCAAUACGAUGAUUGGCCACCGCAUCAAGUUUUGUUGGGCCACUCAGGACGAGUAAAUUGUCUGCUUUAUCCUCACGGCGCGGCACCUCGUUACGAUCGUACCCAUCUCGUUUCCGGUUCCGUGGACUUUGCUGUCUGUCUCUGGGAUUUAUACGCCGGCACAAUGAUCCAUCGGUUUUGCGUUCAUGCCGGUGAAAUCACGCAAUUGAUGGUGCCGCCCGAUAAUUGCAGUCCUAGGAUACAGAAGUGCGUUUGCAGUGUUGCAUCGGACCACAGUGUUACAUUGCUCUCGUUAGCGGAGAGAAAAUGCGUCGUGCUUGCCUCGCGACACCUUUUCCCAGUUGUGACCAUCAAAUGGAGACCACUAGAUGAUUUCAUGAUAGUCGGAUGUUCGGACGGUGCCGUGUACGUCUGGCAAAUGGAAACUGGUCACUUGGAUCGCGUACUGCACGGCAUUAUCGCGGAAGAGGUGCUUUACGCUUGCGACGAGAACACUAUAGCAGCAGCCGGUGGAUCCGCCGCCGGCGGUGAGCUAGGACUUGCUAAUCCUGCCGUGCAUUUCUUUAGAGGUUUGCGCCAUCGGAACCUGUCGGCGAUCAGACACGCGACGCAAAGAGGGCUGCAUCAAUUGCAACAGCUUCACGGUGGGCAUGGUCCCGACCACGGCAAUCAAAUAAAAGCCAAAGGUUCGCCGUUGAUGAUCCAAGGAUUCAGAAGUAACCCGAAGGAUCCAGAGAGUCAUAUCCUAUUUUUCGACAUAGAAGCGCUGAUAGUACAAUUACUUAGCGACGAGUAUGGUGCUAUGUCACCCGGUUCCUUAGAGGCGCAAGGACUUAUUUCCGCCGCCGAAUAUCAGAAAGUUGCAGCACUCACUCAGUCCGCCAGUCCCGAUGCGCACAAGAAAAUUGUUGACUUUUUCGGUCGCGUCAAGGAUAAGGCGGGUGAUGUUGAGCGAAUAUUGAAGGAGAAGGAUCGUCACGGUAUAUUGGCUAAGAUGAAGGAGGGUGCGGAGAAUGUGCAUACUAAAUUACAGGCCAAAGCGGAAAGCGUCGGCCUCAAGCCGUCCACAUUUGACGGCAAAGGCGACAAUUGGAAUAACAGUGACGCGGCAAAGAACAAUUUGAAACGGAACGGUGCGUUUAGCGAGCCAAAUGCGACGAUGGAAGUAGCGCAGCUGCUUUUGAGCCUUCUGCACGCCUGGGGCAUGGAUCCAGACUUGGACAGAGUUUGCGAGGGAAAGUUGGGUUUAUUGCGGCCUAUGGUUCCUAUCUCUUUCGGAGUACUAUCCAAGGGAGGUUACAUGUCGCUGUUAUUACCAACUUGGCAAACGCAGCUCGAGCCAGUCGGUGAACCUGCAACUCAAUUGGAGCAACGUUUGCCCGCUGAGCUAGUUAGGCAAGAGAGACUCACUAGAGCGUUCACGGCGAGAGCACACUGGGAAUUAUCGACAACCUUAACGAGUAAUCAUUUACUGGCAGUAGUCGCUUUAUCGAACACUUUAAUGUCGAUGAACAAUGCAACUUUUGUACCUGAGCAAGAGCGAAACCGCAAGAUGCAUAGGCCGGGCAAUAGAAGUGCAGUAAAUUGGAAUAAGACAGAAGAGGAAAAUGAGGAAAUGUACACGGUACAACAAGCGCAGAUCAAGCAGGGUUGGUCUCUCCUGGCUACCUUGCAUUGCGUAUUGUUGCCUGAUAAAGUUGCGGCUCAGGGUGGUGCAAAGACCUUCAAGCGGCCGCAAGUGGAGAUGAUGGCACGAAGGUGGCAACAUCAAUGUGUGGAGAUUCGAGAAGCAGCGCAAGCUUUGCUUCUUGCCGAGUUAGGCAGGAUGGGCUCAAAGGGCCGCAAAGCGCUUGUCGAUAACUGGUCGCAGUAUUUGCCGAUGUAUAGCACUCAGGAGCCGAUUGCGCCGCAACCGCAGAGCCAGAUGACUUCGCCGGCAGCCGGAAGUCCGGUGCCACCGUCCGAGUCACAACCAGAGGAAGAAGAUGAAGAAGAGGAAUUAGCGGAAGAGCUGAGUAUAGCUAGGAAGCCAUCAAGCGUGGCGGAAUUGAAGCGAAAGCAAACCACGGCGGUGGUGUUGCUGGGCGUAAUAGGAGCUGAAUUUGGUCAGGAUGUAACUACUACAAACCAAAGAAGGGAUAACGAGCAAAGACGGAAGAGCUCGAUUGUGGAAGGCUUUGGCAUAGGAAAUAACAAUCUUGCCAGACAUACCAGCAUGGCGCUCACUCAUUUAUUGCAUGCGCCUCAUUCUCCGAAGUUACCGUUGCACACAGCAUUACGAAGAGCCGCGAUUGAUCUUAUUGGCAGAGGAUUCACCGUGUGGGAACCGUAUCUCGAUGUAUCCAAGGUUCUGUUAGGCCUAUUGGAAAUGUGUUGCGAUGCGGACAAGUUAGUACCGAGUCUGACAUACGGCCUUCCUCUCACGCCGCAAGCCGACACUUGCCGCACAGCACGUCAUGCUUUAACGCUGAUCGCUACCGCUAGGCCAGCUGCUUUUAUCACCACGAUGGCUCGCGAAGUAGCCAGGUUUAACACUCUCCAACAGAAUGCCCAGACCUUAAACGUCAAUCUAGGUGCGAGUGUCUUGACCAGGGCAAAGCCAGAGAUCCUCAGGAUUGUCGAACAAUUAAUUGACAAGAUGCAGAGUGAGAUGAGCGAUCUUCUCGUGGAGGUAAUGGACAUUAUUCUACAUUGUCUUGAUCCAGGUCAUCUGAAAAUGAAGCCUUUGAACGAAGUAUUUCCAGCAGUGUGUAGAUUUAAUCAAGUCAGUCAUUGUCCAGCAACGCGCAGGAUAGCGGUUGGUGGCCGCGGCGGUCAGCUGGCAUUAUACGAACUGCGAGGUAACGUCAAGUGUCAAACCGUCUCGGCUCAUUCGGCGCCGGUUACCGCGCUGGCGUUUUCACCGGAAGGGAAAUUCCUCGUCAGUUAUUCUUGUUCCGAGAAUAAACUAUGUUUCUGGCAGCAAACCAGUAGCGGCAUGUUCGGCCUGGGCAACUCGCAGACUCGCUGCGUGAAGUCCUACAGUACCGCGCCCAUCAACGACGUGGCCCGAUUGAACCCUAUGCGCUUAGCACGGCUGAUUUGGAUCAACAAUCGCACAGUCACCUUGAUGCUCGCUGACGGCUCGGAAACGCGCUUCAAUGUUUGAACAUCAUGCGAGAUCGAUCUGGAGCUACCAACGGCUUCGUUCGGCAAGCGAAAGCAGCUUGCUCGCCAUUUAGCGCCGACUACAUCGAUUGAGCUUGAUUUAUACGAUGUUCUCUUCGUUAACAAAUUUUUUACAUGAAUCCUAACGAUAGUCAAUAACAACAACGCUGUUUUCAAUGAACAAGCUAAUUUAAUAGCAUUCCAAAUUAAAGAAUGCUAUUUUUUGGCUAUUUCUUGUAGAAAAGUGAUUAAAAAAAAAAAAGUAAGCGAUUCCACAUA
Temnothorax curvispinosus is the source of this 5194-nucleotide messenger RNA. RefSeq names its product WD repeat-containing protein 7 (gene Rbcn-3B). The coding region runs from base 348 to 4916 and encodes 1522 amino acids. Gene Ontology annotation, cellular component: cytoplasm. The record is from RefSeq and is a predicted model, not a curated record. The transcript is spliced from 26 exons. NCBI's taxonomy places the organism in Eukaryota, Metazoa, Arthropoda, Insecta, Hymenoptera, Formicidae. Gene Ontology annotation, molecular function: protein binding.